AGUCAGCGAUGACAUUGUUCCGAACUGUCCACACGCCAAUCCUCUUGUAGUGUCUUAUUUUUCUUACUAUUUCACAUGCAUUAAUCGAUACCAAUCGUGCUGUUGUUGUUCAGUUUCCAACAACAUGUCAUCCACCACUGCGGGGUUUAAUGAGGAGCGGCAGCACCGAGGAGCACAGAUAUCACCAGUGGGCGUAGACUACAUCCCCACGGAGGAAGAGAAGAGGGUGUUUCGGGAGUGCAACAACGAAAGCUUUUGGUACAGAUCUGUGCCCUUUUCUGUUGUGAGCAUGGCAGUAACUCGAGCCCUGAUUGCUAGAGGGUCUCUUUCUGCAUCACCAAGGUUUGGAUCUCUUCCAAAAGUGGCCUUUUCCGGCUUCUGCGGCUAUCUAGCAGGGAAGAUGUCUUACAUGAAGACGUGUCAGGAGAAGUUCAAGAGGCUGGACAACUCUCCUCUGGGAGAGGCCCUUAGACGGAGGAUGGGACUUUCUCCACAGUUUCCCCAAGGUGCUCAAACAGAGAUGAGUGAUCCAAACAGCCAGAGCUAUGACAGCAUGUUCCGGCCAGUAGAGACGCCAUCUUCCGACCCAGCCCGUGGAUAUGGCUUUAAUCCAGAAGCACCUGUUGGCACGCAGAGAGAUGACUUUAAUGCACAAGGUCAGCCCUAUGAAGAGGGGGAUGAACCAAAAAGGAAGUCAAUUCUCUAUGAAGACCUGCGUUUGAAAAACCGAGAGAACUACGAGGUCACACUUACCCAAAAGGCAGAGUCGCUGCUCAAAACUCCCCAAGAAAAGGAGCCAGAAAGACCAACAAAAAGUGUGAAGAAGAAUAUCUAUGGAGACACCUGGGAGGAAUGAUUUUUUUUUUUUUUUUUUUUGUAAUUUUUGCGUGUGAGAAAAUGUAAUUUACUGAAAGUUUUUUUGUGUGUCAAUUUUGGUCGGUGCGUCCCUGCUAAAAUUGUACCAAGCAAAUCUGGAACACAGUGUGACAUGUCUUUGCAAAACUGUAAAUUAAACCAAAGUAUUCGGUCUGCAUUAAUGGAUGAAUUGGACAUUUUCCACACAAAAACUGAAUAUUUCAUAUACCGGGGGUCAGCAACCCGCAGCUCUAGAGCCGCAUGCGGCUCUUUAGCGCUGUCCUAGUGGCUCCCUGGAGCUUUUUCAAAAAUGUUUGAAAAUGAAAAAAAAAAGGGAAGAAAAAUACUGGUCCUCAAAAAAUUAGCAUAUUGUGAUAAAGUUCAUUAUUUUCUGUAAUGUACUGAUAAACAUUAGACUUUCAGAUAUUUUAGAUUUAUUACACACAACUGAAGUAGUUCAAGCCUUUUAUUGUUUUGUAGAUUUUGGCAAAAAAGUCAAGAAAAAACAAAAAUCCCCAUCUCAAAAAAUCAGCAUAUCACGAAAAGGUACUCUAAAAAAGCUACUAACCUAAUCAUCUGAAUCAACGACUUAACUCAAAAGCGCUGCAAAAGAUUCCUGAGGCUUUUAAAAACUUCCAGCCUGGUUCAUUACUCGAAACCGCAAUUAUGGGCAAGACUGCCGACCUGACUGCUGUCCAGUAGGCCAUCAUUGACACCCUCAAGAAAGAGGCUAAGCGACAGAAAUAAAUUUUUGAGCGAAUAGGCUGUUCCAAGAGUGCUGUAUCAAGGCAGUGGGAAGUCUGUGAGAAGGAAAAAGUGUGGCAGGAAACGCUGCACAACCAGAAGAGGUGACCGCACCCUGAGAAAGAUUGUGGAGAAGGGCCGAUUCCAGACCUUGGGGGACCUGCAGAAACAGUGGAUUGAGUCUGGAGUGGAAACAUCCAGCGUCACCGUGCACACAGGUGUGCUGGAAAUGGGCUACAGGUGCCGCAUUCCCCAGGUCAAGCCACUUUUGAACCUGAAGCGCCUGGCCUGGGCUACAAAGAAGCAGCACUGGACUGUUGCUCAGUGGUCCAAAGUACUUUUUUCAGAUGAAAGCAAAUUUUGCAUGUCAUUCGGAUAUCAAGGUGCCAGAGUUUGGAGGAAGACUUGGGAGAAGGAAAUGCCAAAAUGCCUGAAGUUCAGUGUCAAGUACCCACAGACAGUAAUGGUCUGGGGUGCCAUGUCAGCUGCUGGUGUUGGUCUACUGUGUUUUAUCAAGGGCAGGGUGAAUGCAGCUAGCUAUCGGGAGAUUUUGGAGCACUUCAUGCUUCCAUCUGCUGAAAAGCUUUGGGAGAUGAAGAUUUCAUUUUUCAGUGCGACCUGGCAUCUGCUCACAGUGCCAAAACCACUGGUAAAUGGUUUACUGACCAUGGCAUUACUGUGCUCAAUUGGCCUGCCAACUCUCCUGACCUGAACCCCAUAGAGAAUCUGUGGGAUAUUGUUAAGAGGACAAUGAGAGACACCAGACCCAGCACUAUGAAUGAGCUUAAGGCUGCUAUCAAAGCAUAAUGGGCCUCCAUAACACUUCUGCAGUGCCACAGGCUUAUUGCCUCCAUGCCACGCCGCAAUGAAGCAGUCAUUUCUGCAAAAGGAUUCCCGACCAAGUAUUGAGUGCAUAGCUGGUGUAAUUAAUUGAAGGUUGACUUUUUUGUAUUAAAAACUUUUUUUUUAAUUGGUCGGAUGAAAUAUGCUAUUUUUUUAAGAUAGGAAUUUUUGUUUUUUCUUUACUUUUUUUGCCAAAAUCAUCAAUAUUAAAACAAUGAAAGGCUUGAACUACUUCAGUUGUGUGUAAUGAAUAAAAUAUAUGAAAGUCUAAUGUUUAUCAGUACAUUACAGAAAUGAACUUUAUCACAAUAUGCUAUUUUUUUUUAGAAGGACCUGUAUAUUUUUUGUUUUAAUAUGGUUUCUGUAGAAUGAAAAUCAUGAUUCUAAUUCAUUAAUAUUUAAAUGAAGUUCAACUUGAGGCGACAUCGUACAACAGAGUUGUCACGUGGUGCGUCAUUCUCCGUACACCGCAAAUUUAUGUCUUGGAUUAUUUUUCUUAAAUCUAGUCAGUUUUCUCCAUCUUGUAAUGAGUGUUAGACUAACAGAUUGUGUCAGAUUAUUUCACUUUAAGUAAAUAUUACUGUUUGUUAUUAUGAAGCCUCUACAUUUAAAAGUUGGUCAUUUUUCACCUAAAUCAAGAUAAAAAAAUUUCUUUUAAUGUUUUGAACAAUAUUCUUGGAUUAACAUUUCUGACAAAUUAGCUUUUUCUAUGACUAGAUCUACUAAUUUAUUGCAUAAAAUAAAUCUGUUCAUCUCAUUUUCAGCAAGCUAUUUGUCUUAUUUUAAGAAAUCUAAGUGCAUUGGAUGCACUCCAGGGAAAAUAAACAUUUAAUUAUGAAUGCUCAUUAUGUAUUCGUAGCCUACUUAGUCAUUUUGAAAGUAGGCUAAUAUAGUUACAUACAGCUUCACACUUACACUUCAUUAUAAGGCUUUUCAUUUCUUUUAUCAUGUUUUUUUAUGGUCAAAUAUGGUCUUUUCAGCAUUUUGGGUUGCUGACCCCUGCCGUAUACAGAACAUUCUCCAAUGUUGACAAAUCGGACCUUGCUUGAGUAUAGCAGAUCCGAGUAACAAUCCGAAUGAUACAUUGUGAAGUGAUUUAUUUUACCUCCUUGGAGGAAAAAUAAAAAAAAAUAAAAUAAAAGCAUUAUUGCUCUUGUAUUCAAACUUAAUUUUAAUACAGACAGUACGUAUCAAUUGCACCGUAAAUAAAAAAAAAAAAAAAAAGAA
This is a messenger RNA of Corythoichthys intestinalis (scribbled pipefish), 3669 nucleotides long. Its product is annotated as OCIA domain-containing protein 1-like. Bases 125 to 856 code for a protein of 243 amino acids. Gene Ontology annotation, cellular component: endosome. The record is from RefSeq and is a predicted model, not a curated record. Lineage: Eukaryota; Metazoa; Chordata; Actinopteri; Syngnathiformes; Syngnathidae. The transcript is spliced from 8 exons.